AUGGCGCGCUCAUUGACAGGAGGCUCCUUCGGCGUGCAGGGCAUGCUCAAGGAGGGCACCAAGCACCUGAGCGGGCUGGAGGAGGCCACCUUUAAGAACAUCGAGGCUGCGAAGCAGCUCUCCUCAUGCGUCCGGACCUCUCUCGGCCCCAAUGGAAUGAACAAGAUGGUCAUCAACCACCUGGAGAAGCUCUUUGUGACGAACGAUGCGGCGACCAUCGUCGGCGAGCUCGAGGAGGUCGAGGUUGGCGACGGCACCAACCUGGUCGUCGUUCUGGCGGGCGAGCUGCUCAGCCAGGCGGAGGAGCUGCUCAAGUCCGGGCUGCACGUCUCCGAGAUCAUCGGCGGCUACAAGGCGGCAGAGGCCAAGGGGAAGCCGAGCCGCACCCCCGCACGCCACCACCGCACCCCUCUUCCCCUUUGGGCGGCCGACCUCAAGAACUACAACGACUCGGAGGAGGCCGCGCUGGAGAAGACGAUCAAGGCGAUCCGCGACACGGGCGUCAACCUCAUCGUGUGCGGCCAGGCCGUCGGCGAGCUCGCGCUCCACUUUUGCGAAAAGUUCGGCAUCCUCGUCCUCAAGUGCCCCUCCAAGUUUGAGCUGCGCCGCAUCUGCCGCACCACGGGCGCCGCCAACCUGGUGCGCCUCGAGCCGCCCGCGCCGGACGACAUCGGCAGCUGCGCGCGCGUCUACCUCAAGGAGAUCGGCUCGACCAACUGCACCAUCCUCGAGCAGGAGGACGCCACUUCGAAGGUGGCCACCAUCGUGGUGCGCGGGUCGUCGCCCAACAUCAUGGACGACGUCGAGCGCGCCAUCGACGACGGCGUCCACACCGUCAAGGCGAUGACGCGCGACGCGCGCUUUGUCGCCGGCGCGGGCGGGUGCGAGCUCCAGCUCGCCGAUUUGCUGCAGCAGCACGCCGAGGCGCAGCCCGGCCUCGACCAGUACGCGAUCAACAAGUACGGCCUCGCGCUGGAAGUGGUGCCGCGCACGCUCGCAGAGAAUGCCGGCCUCGACGCGGCCAACAUCGUCGCGGCGCUGUACGCCGCGCACAAGGCGGGCGAGCGCUCCGCCGGCGUGAACGUGGUCGACGGGCAGGUGGACGCGACGACCGGUGUGCUCGACUUGCUGUGGACGAAGAAGGAGGCGUUGCGGCAGGCGACCGAUGCGGCGGUGACGGUGCUGCGGGUGGACCAGAUCAUCAUGUCCAAACCAGCGGGCGGGCCGAAGAAGGGCGACCAGCCGGCGAUGUAG
This is a messenger RNA of Emiliania huxleyi CCMP1516, 1254 nucleotides long. RefSeq lists its product as hypothetical. Gene Ontology annotation, biological process: protein folding. Gene Ontology annotation, cellular component: chaperonin-containing T-complex. The coding region runs from base 1 to 1254 and encodes 417 amino acids. The record is from RefSeq and is a predicted model, not a curated record. Gene Ontology annotation, molecular function: ATP hydrolysis activity; ATP-dependent protein folding chaperone; ATP binding. The transcript has 4 exons. Lineage: Eukaryota; Haptophyta; Isochrysidales; Noelaerhabdaceae.